This is a messenger RNA of Dermochelys coriacea (leatherback sea turtle), 1955 nucleotides long. RefSeq names its product ATP synthase subunit beta, mitochondrial-like. Bases 155 to 1729 code for a protein of 524 amino acids. The transcript has 10 exons. Gene Ontology annotation, biological process: proton transmembrane transport; proton motive force-driven mitochondrial ATP synthesis. Gene Ontology annotation, molecular function: ATP binding; ATP hydrolysis activity; proton-transporting ATP synthase activity, rotational mechanism. The record is from RefSeq and is a predicted model, not a curated record. NCBI's taxonomy places the organism in Eukaryota, Metazoa, Chordata, Testudines, Dermochelyidae.
UUUCUAUCGGCGUCGUCCUCUUACAUGAGGGAAGGGCGGCCGCAUUGGGACACGAUGGAACACUUUCCCACUGCGCAUGCGCCAUCUCCUCGUUAGCGGCCGUUGCCGAUAGAAAGGCGCGAGACGGCGGGCGGGAGGGACUGUUGGAGUAGCCAUGUUGCGGCGGGCGAGGCUAGGCGGCGUGGCGGUCCUGCGGGCUCUCCAGCCCCUUGCCGCGGACCGUGGCUGUUUGGCAGCAGGAGCGGCCACUUCCGCCGCGCUCCCGCACAGGCGAAAUUAUGCAGCUAGGACUUCAGAGUCUGCCAAAUCUGGUACUGCAACAGGGCGUAUUGUUGCAAUUAUUGGUGCUGUUGUUGAUGUCCAGUUUGAUGAAUGCCUUCCUCCAAUUCUCAAUGCCCUGGAAGCGUCAGGCCGUGAAACUAGAUUGGUGUUGGAAGUUGCUCAGCACCUUGGUGAAAGUACUGUUCGAACAAUUGCCAUGGAUGGCACUGAAGGCUUAACCCGUGGGCAGAGAGUUCUGGACACGGGUGCACCUAUAAAAAUUCCAGUUGGGCCAGAAACACUGGGAAGGAUCAUGAAUGUAAUUGGUGAGCCAAUUGAUGAAAGAGGACCUAUUGCAACGAAACAGUUUGCAUCUAUUCAUGCUGAAGCUCCUGAAUUCCAAGAUAUGAGCGUUGAGCAAGAAAUUCUUGUGACUGGUAUUAAGGUUGUAGAUUUAUUGGCUCCAUAUGCCAAAGGAGGUAAAAUUGGGCUUUUUGGUGGUGCUGGUGUAGGAAAAACUGUAUUAAUUAUGGAACUUAUUAACAAUGUUGCUAAAGCCCAUGGUGGUUACUCUGUCUUCGCUGGUGUAGGGGAGCGUACACGAGAGGGUAAUGACUUGUAUAAUGAAAUGAUUGAAUCUGGUGUCAUCAACCUGAAGGAUGCCACUUCCAAGGUUUCACUUGUGUAUGGUCAAAUGAAUGAGCCUCCAGGUGCCCGUGCCAGAGUAGCCCUGACUGGUUUGACAGUUGCUGAAUAUUUCCGUGAUCAAGAAGGACAGGAUGUGCUUCUCUUUAUCGACAAUAUCUUCAGAUUUACCCAGGCUGGUUCAGAGGUGUCUGCACUUCUGGGUCGUAUCCCCUCUGCUGUAGGGUAUCAGCCAACGUUGGCUACUGACAUGGGAACAAUGCAGGAAAGAAUAACUACUACUAAAAAGGGAUCAAUUACAUCAGUACAGGCUAUCUACGUACCAGCUGAUGACUUGACUGAUCCUGCUCCAGCUACUACUUUUGCACAUUUAGAUGCUACUACAGUAUUAUCCCGCGCCAUUGCUGAACUGGGUAUCUAUCCAGCAGUGGACCCUCUGGAUUCUACUUCACGUAUCAUGGACCCUAAUGUUGUUGGCAGAGAGCAUUAUGAUGUGGCUCGUGGUGUACAGAAGAUUCUUCAGGAUUACAAAUCCCUUCAAGAUAUUAUUGCUAUUUUGGGGAUGGAUGAAUUGUCUGAAGAAGACAAACUAAUUGUAUCCCGGGCUCGAAAAAUCCAGAGGUUUUUGUCUCAGCCUUUCCAAGUUGCUGAAGUCUUCACUGGCCAUGCUGGAAAAUUGGUGCCUUUGAAGGAAACAAUCAAGGGAUUCAAGAGCAUUUUAUCUGGUGAAUUGGACCAUCUACCAGAACAGGCUUUUUACAUGGUUGGUCCUAUUGAAGAAGUUGUUGCUAAAGCUCAGAAGCUAUCUGAAGAACAUUCCUAAACUGGACUAUUAUAUUUGCAUAUGGUCUUUUAAAUUUCUGAUACAUGUAUACAUUGAUGUGUAAAACAGUUGCUCCAAUCUCGGAGGUCUCUAGUUUUUUCACAUCUACUGAAGAGAAUUAAAGGCCUUUUUUGUACGUGUGAACAUGCAGUAUUAUGUAAACGUCACCCAAAUGUCUGUUACAAAAACCAGACAUCUUGUUAGUAAACAUUUGUGAUAUACAAUU